AUGUGUCGGAAGCGACCCGACGAGGCUGAGUCGCAGCUGCACGGUCGUGCAAAGAACGACCGCGACCGCGUCGUGCGUUCCCCUGGUGGCCUGCGCACGGAUCCGCAAUGCUCGUGUUUUGCGGCCCGAUGCCCUGCUGGUUCAGAACGGAGUCAUGCCUUGGAGUCCAAAGGAAGAAGGAAGAGAUUAACGUUGAUACAACGCGAUGAAGCCGUUGCAACCUCAUGCCUGGCCCUUGGCGAUUCCGACAAGCCCUACAUGUACGACAAGACCGAAUCCAUCGCUACAACCCCGGCCAAGCCUUACGACGUCAAAUGGAAGCAGACCCGGAACAAAUUUUCCACUCAGACCAAGGGUGCGCUCGGCUCUGGGGUCGAAGGGCACUUCCCCGAUAUGUCUUCUCUCAAGAUUGGCCUGGGAUGCGGUCUCAACUGGGGAGACGGCCAAAUCCACGCCGGUUUCGACGGUGGUGAUCCCAACAUCGGUGUUGGAGGUGGUUUCACCUGGACUCGCCAUUCUCUCAGCGGCAUCGUUGGCGUCCACUACGACACGCAGAAGAUCAACCUCAAUUUAACUAUCACGAGUAGUGAUGAGGUGCUGUUCAGCGUUAAUGACAAGCCUAUCGACUGGGAUAAAGUGAUGCAGCUGGCCGAGCCGGAGGGGUACACUCAUGUUCAGACGGCCAAGAGGCCUUUUGGAAAGAUCGUUGGAGGCGUUAACCCAGUCGUGGAAGACAAGACUCAGUGA
This is a messenger RNA of Pseudozyma hubeiensis SY62, 747 nucleotides long. RefSeq lists its product as hypothetical. The record is from RefSeq and is a predicted model, not a curated record. Bases 1 to 747 code for a protein of 248 amino acids. NCBI's taxonomy places the organism in Eukaryota, Fungi, Basidiomycota, Ustilaginomycetes, Ustilaginales, Ustilaginaceae. The transcript is spliced from 3 exons.